Pecten maximus is the source of this 1418-nucleotide messenger RNA. RefSeq lists its product as uncharacterized. Lineage: Eukaryota; Metazoa; Mollusca; Bivalvia; Pectinida; Pectinidae. The record is from RefSeq and is a predicted model, not a curated record. Bases 1 to 696 code for a protein of 231 amino acids. The transcript is spliced from 4 exons.
AUGUGUUCUGGUGAUGCCAUACAUCAUAUAUACCUUUCCAACAGCGAGGACUCAGUCGAGGAAUUACCGUCCCAGGAAGUAAUUUACUCACGACAGGCUUAUGGACAAACGCCAACGGCUACUAGAGACAUCGAGACAGCAACAAAGCCGAAUGGUGAUGAUGAAUCACCGCCGCCGUCUACAUCUUUCUCUGUAACAGAGGACAAAAAGAGGAAAAAGAAAACGAGUAGGAAAAAGAAAAAGGAGAAAGGGAGGAACUAUAAAUCUACGGACGAACAGACAGAACGUGCAUUUCCAGCUUUACAGGAGGUGGGUAGAAACGUUAAACCUACGGACGAACAGACAGAACGUGAAUUUCCAGCUUUACAGGAGGUAGUUAGAAACUAUACACCCACGGACGAACAGACAGAACGUGAAUCUACAGCUAUACGGGAGGUAGGGAGAAACUUUACACCUAUGGACGAACAGAGAGAUCGCGAAUCAUCAGCUUUACAGGAGAUAGAAAGAACCAGACACACAACCGCAACACCUAUUGAAUCAGAGGAGGUUAUGUAUGCUAGAAAUCAAAGACAGUCAUUACACCAGCAAACCGAAGUAUCGCAGAAUUGCACUGAUGAGUCAACUAGGACAAAGAAGAGAAAACGAAAGCGAAAAUCUUAUGCAGAUGAGGAGCCUCUGAUAUAUAUUUUUGAUUAGACCAACGGAACGAUAUAAGCGUUAUAGAAUUUUCUUGUCUUUCUAAUAGUUUCCAUUUGUAUAUUUUAACGUAAAUUCUGCCAUGGCAUCCAGGAUUAUCAUAUCGGAAGUGGACGUAUUAAUAAUGACAUCGUUUUAAAAUCAACGAAGCAUGCCAGGCUAAAUUCAUGUCGUUAGGCAUUUAAAGUAAAGUGUAGUAAUUGUGACAAUGCGAUUUAAAACGUUUUUCUUUUGAGUAACGAAACAGGAUCAUUUUGAAGUUAUUGCCCACAAACAUGAUAAAUAUAUCAACUUAUUGGGAGCAAUGCAUUGCGAAGAGAGAAUUUGUUAUUCAAUUAGCUUUUAGAUGACUUGUCUAAUGUAAUAGGUAUUUGCUGGUUCACUUUUUAUUAAUUUAUUUUACACGUAUUUUGCUUCUUUUUUAUUAAUCGCAUUUGUUUGUAUUUUAUCUAUAUUGAUACAUUGCUACAUGUGAUGCGGCAAUUUCAGGGAUUUGGCUCUCUGUUAUAUGUCAACAUUGUUGAACUCCAUUACUACAUGUAUAUACAAAGUUACAAAUUUGAAGGUGUCUUCUUUUAUUACAUAAUGCCUAUGCUACGCGUGAACUGCAUUCAACAAUUAUUUCUAUUUUUAGAAAUAUCACACUAAUCGAUAUCCUUUAUUGCAUUUCGUGAUAUAAGAAAGUAAAACUUCUAUUCUAGAAAAGGAUAUUGUGAUAGCAC